CCAUUUGGGUCCGGAAAUCCUUUCAAGAGUAGUAUUCCUAACCUGACCUAAAUCAGGUGGCUGCAAUAUGUAGCCUUUAGUCAUAUGUUAUGGGUUUUUGGUCGGAGAAAGGCUGCCAUGUCUCUACUUUUUCGCUAUAACCGCUUAACUUGGAGUUAAGAUGUAAAUGUCUCAGUUUGAUUCACUGCAUAUUUUUCUUAACGAAUCAUUCGGUCGUCUUCUCUCAGCAAUGGAUCGCCGUUGGCCUUGGAAGAAAAAAUCAUCUGAUAACGCUGCCACUUUAUCUCCAGCUGCAUCCCAUGGCGAUCAGGAUUCCUUACAAAAACCAAAGUAUGUUCAAAAUUCCGUAGAAUCGUAUUCGUGUCUUACUGGCUUGGAAAAUCAAGUGAAAACAUACGAGGAACAAGUUCAGGCGUUGGAGAAUGAGAUAAAUGACUUGAAUGAAAAACUUUCUGCGGCCAAUUCAGAGAUCACUGCCAAGGAAGACCUGGUGAAACAGCACACUAAAGUUGCAGAAGAAGCUGUCUCGGGUUGGGAAAAGGCUGAAGCAGAGGCGUUGGAAUUGAAAAAUCAUCUUGAAUCUGUUACCCUUUCAAAGCUCACUGCUGAAGAUAAGGCAUCACAUUUGGAUGAUGCUCUUAAAGAGUGCAUGUGGCAAAUCCGUAAUCUGAAGGAAGAACACGAGCAGAAAUUGCAAGAUGUGGUUCUUAGCAAAAACAAGCAGUGCGAAAAGAUUAAGCUUGAGCUUGAAGCUAAGAUAGCUAAUUUAGACCAAGAGCUCCUCAAGGUUGAAGCUGACAAUGAUGCAAUUUCAAGGUCUCUGCAAGAACGUUCUAGCACGCUGAUCAAGAUUAGUGAAGAAAAGUCACGAGCUGAGGCUGAGAUCGAGCUUUUGAAGGGUAACAUUGACUCGUGUGAAAGGGAAAUAAAUUCGCUCAGGUAUGAGAUUCAUGUACUUUCCAAAGAGCUAGAAAUUCGUAAUGAAGAAAAGAAUAUGAGCAUGAGGUCCGCAGAAGCUGCAAACAAGCAGCAUAAGGAGGGUGUCAAAAAGAUAGCAAAGCUAGAAGCAGAGUGCCAAAGACUACGUGGUCUUGUGCGGAAAAAGCUGCCGGGCCCUGCUGCACUUGCCCAAAUGAAGUUAGAGGUUGAGAGUUUUGAACGGGAUUAUGGAGAUACUCGAUUCAAGAGGUCUCCUCUCCGGCAUUCUACUCCACACCUGUCCACAGUGACAGAUUUUUCCUUUGACAAUGCACAGAAAUCCCAUAAAGAGCAUGAGUGUUUUGCAGAACAUAUAUUGGCAAUGGAGGAAGAAACAAAGAUGCUGAAAGAAGCUUUGGCAAUACUUAACAGUGAACUAUUGGCUUCUAGGAAUCUGUGUGCGAAGACAUCUAGCAAGCUCCAAACUUUAGAAGCACAACUUGCCAUUAACAACCAACAAAGAAGUCCCUCAAAAGCAAUUGUUCAGAUUCCUACAGAAGUUUACUCUAGUCAAAUCGCUAGCAAUCCGCCAAGUAUGACUUCUUUGUCUGAAUAUGGAAACCAGGAUGACAUAAGCUGUUCCGAAUCGUCGGCUAUAGCUUUGAUAUCUGGAGUCUCUCAAUUUAAGAAAGAAAAUACCACUGAAAGGUCGAACAAAACUGAUAGUGCGAUGCACCUGGACCUUAUGGACGAUUUUCUUGAGAUGGAGAAGUUGGCUAGUUCUUCAAAUGAUCCAUCUGCAAAUGGUGCAAUCAUUAUUUCAGGGUGUACCAAUGAUAAGAUAUCUGAAACUGUUGAUGGUGAUGCUUCAGGAGAGAUCUCUUUCAAGGAAUAUGAAAAGCUGCAUGAUCCAUCACCACCAACAAAUCAUAUACCAGACGCAGACAAAUUGUCUGUCUCGAAGCUUCGAGCAAGGCUCUUACAGGUUCUUCAAUCAACGUCUAGAGAUGCUGAUAUGCGUAAAAUUGUGGAGGACAUCAAACGUGCUGUGCACUAUGCAAGUGAAACCCUGAAUCAGCACUAUGUUAAUGAUGUAUCUGAUGGCACAUGCAAUGGGCAGGACUAUCUCGGAGAUGGUAGCUUAACUGAAGAGAAAAAAAUUCCCUUGUCCCCAGGUGAUAAGGUGACUUUUGGUACUAUGAGUCAAGAAUUAGCUAUUGCAUUUUCUCAUAUUCAUGACUUUGUACGAUUCUUGGGAAAACAAGCGAGGGCAAUUGAUGACAUAUCUUCUGAUGGUAAGGGAUUAAACUACAAAAUUGAUGAGUUCUUGGUUACCUACGGUAAGGCCUUUAGCAGCAAAGUGUGUGUAGAUGAUUUCGUGUUUGACCUUUCUGCUGUUUUAGCCAAAGCCAGUGAACUAAGAUUUAAUGUGCUUGGCUACGAGGGUAAUGAAGUGGAAAUUAGUAGUCCUGAUUGCAUUGAUAAGGUUGCGUUACCAGAGAAAAAGGUAAACCCAAAGGAUUCAUCAGGUGGAAGCUAUCAAAAUAACAGUGCCCGCAUUUCAAAUCCAUCCAAUCCGGAGGUUCCUGAUGAUGGAAACAUGGCCUUGGAAUAUCAACCAAAACAAUCGAAUGAAUUCUCUUUUGAAGAGUUCAAGGAAUUGAAGUUGGAGAAAGAAAACAUGGCAACGGAUCUUUCUCGAUGCGCUGAAAAUCUGGAGAUGACCAAUUCUCAAUUACAUGAAACCAAGCAGCUUCUAGCAGAAGCUAAAUCUCAAUUGGUUAAUGCUGAAAGGUCAAACAGCUUGGCUGAGACACAGCUCAAGUGCAUGACGGAAUCUUAUAGAUCACUAGAAAAACGUGCAAAUGAGUUGGAGACCGAGGUGAACCUUCUCCAGGUAAAAACAGAAGCUCUGGAAAAUGAGCUUCAAGAUGAAAAGAGAUGUCAUCAUGAUGCUUUUGCCAGAUGUAAGGAGCUAGAAGAGCAAUUGCAAAGGAAAGAGAAGUGUUCUGUAUGUUCUUCAGCAGCAGAUAAUGACCUCAAGAGCAAGCAGGAGAAAGAAUUAGCUGAGAAACUAGCAGAAUGUCAAGGAACCAUAUUCCUUCUCGGCAAACAGUUGAAAGCUUUCCGUCCUCAGACGGAUGUAUUGGGAUCACCCUACGAUGAGAGAAGCCAAAAGGGUGAAAGUUUCGACAACGAUGAUACCUCUACCAGUGGCAUCAACUUUCAGGAUUUAAAUCAGAAAAAGAUGGACAGUGUUGCUGCUGCUUCUGGCAUUGGAAGCACAAACGGGGCAGAGUCCCCCGGGCAGUCAUUCAGCAGCCCAUCCGUCACGGAAGCAAGUCCUUCGAGAUCAGAACCCAGGCCUACAAUGUCAAGCCCUUCAUCUUUGUCUUCUACCCCAACUCCGGAGAAACAUUCACGAGGCUUUACCAGAUUCUUUUCCUCCAAAGGGAAGAAUAGUCAUUAAUCCUGAGAAUUAUUGGCAUAAAACUCGUUGAUCCAAGAGGUCUCUUGAUAAAUAGUUGGAGGAAUUGAAAUCGUUUCUUAGGUUCCGUGUUAUUAUUGUUCUUCUUUUAAG
Molecule: messenger RNA, 3499 nt
Organism: Hibiscus syriacus
Lineage: Eukaryota; Viridiplantae; Streptophyta; Magnoliopsida; Malvales; Malvaceae
Product: filament-like plant protein 4
Exons: 5
Coding region: 167-3388 (1073 amino acids)
Source: RefSeq, a predicted model, not a curated record